AGAAAUUUGGAAAAGUCAGUUUAAGUGCUUGGUAAUUCUAGUGUUAAUAACCAGUGGCGUAUUGUAAUUUAUUAAUUCCUUAUACUAGCUGCAAUACGUAUAAUCAUAACAUAUAAUACAAUAAUAUGUAAUGUACAAAUCAAGUAGUGCCAGGCGUCGGGUGACUAUAAUCACCGCCAACAGCGAGAAAGCUAAAAUGGCAAGACUCGGCGUGAACGUGUCCAACGAUGUUCCCGCAAAAAUUGUUAAAUCAUCCAAAACGACUCGUGCCAUUUACACGAACCCAAUGGAAACUCGGUUUCUUCCGUUUCGUGGUGUGUUGCCAUAUUUUCUUAGCGCGCGUUCCCGUUCGCCGCCGUGCCACUUUCGCAAGUAGCCCAACAUUUGUCAAUUCCCCGGGAAGCCGCGUCGGUGAUCGGGUUGUUCGCGCGCCCGUCAUCUGCAAAUGCGAGCCAGCGAAGAGGAUCGAAGGAACGUCACCUUCGAUGUUGCAAAAAUGUUAUAUAACACGAGAUUCAAACGAUAAAUCAAACGGAGGAAAGGCAUCGCGAUUGGGAGCACCGGGAGCAUCGAGGACUGACCCCGGCAGAAUUUCAGGGAGCAAUUUCCACGAGUUAUCGCGGUGUGUGAUGCAAUCUUUCAACGCUACGGGGAAGAGGACGCGAGAAGUAUCCUUCGUUCACGACUGUCUUCGUUCGUACGAGCUGGUGACCAACCCCAGUAUUCGAACGCUUUGCGAUGCCUCACUGCACAAGCAAUUUCGUAUGGUACUUGGGGAAGUUCUUCACGGGUUUCACGGGCAUGCUAUUUUUCUACAUGGUGUUCUUGAAGGAGGAAGAGUACAGUUGCCUGUGCAGAGCGAGAAUGAGGGACUUCAUUCGUUCCAGAGGGGAGAAGCGACCAGGCAGAUGCGAAUGUGAGGCAGGAAGGGAGGCCAAGGUUUAUACUUGUGGCUGCAAGAAACCUACGGACAUGGUACGCUGGGAUCAAGGAAUGGUUUCGCGAGAACGACCCAGCGAUCUCGGAGAAUGCACCUGCGCUAGGGAAAGGUCCUCUUAACAAUGACAAUGGUAAUUUCAACUUCUCCAGCGAAUUGCUAUAUAUCGAACGUAAAUCGUGCGUGUCAUAUAACGCUGCUUAAUCGAAAGAGCAAGUUUACAGAAUCGAUGACUAACAUAAGAAGAAAGCGAUUAUGCCAACGUUGUCUUUUCCGCCAUUGUAGUGGGAUCGUUUGCGCCAAGAAGCUGCUGAAGAGAAGAAAGAAGUAUUCUUUUGUCCGCACGCGUGUUUCCCAGGAUAAUGUGAAUAACUUCUGGAAAUUUUGCAUUGGGAAUGAAAACGACGAAAUGCAGAAUCGUGCAAAUAAUAUUGACAAAGCGAAAUGUCAUACAGACGUUACAAAUGUGGAGAUUGAAGAUACAAAAAUCAGAGACUCGCAUAAAGACAAUAUUCAAAAUGGUUGUCACUGUAAUAGAUUAAGUAAAAAUGUUAGAUCCGUUGAAACGGAAACAGAUAUUCUGCAAGAAACCGCCAAAUGUACGGAUGACGUGGCUUCAAAAUCAUGUACAGACGAAGCAGAUAAAAAACAGAACACGUCAAUCGAUUGCUCGUACGAUUUUGUCAAUGCCAAUGUGACUGAGAUGUCUUCCAAAGAUAUUGAAGCUUCCUGUAAGGAACAGAAAUAUUCUGAUAAUGAGACAGAGCAAGUCUGUACCGGUGAAAUUUCAAACUUACAAAUGAAGAACAACAUUUUUGAAGACAACACGAAAUCCGAACCAACUGUAUCUAACGAGGAAUUGGUUGAAAACGUCGACUCAAACAAAUACAAUUACUCUACAAAGACAAGCAGGAAAGAAUCGCAAAGCGAAACUAGUUUCACCGAAACAAUUAUAACAGAUACCUGCAUGGAUUCGAUUCUGUAUCUGGAAUUGAGAAGGAAACGUGCUCCUAAAAUUUCAAAGAAGUCUUCGAAGAACCGCUUAAAAUUUAGCAAAAGCGCCGAGUCAAAAUUGAACCUCAAAUCGACUAACAUUAAGUCAUUACAAGAAUCUAACACUGAAAACAUUCCAGAAGAAGAAAAGGAUAAAUACAGCUUAAAACAAUUCACGAUGAAACAACCUGCGGCUCCGAUAAACCAAAAAAAGCAAUCCGAUUGCCUCUCCAGAAAUUGUCCUUGUGACUCAAAAAGACGCAGUCGUUCGCUGUGGAGCAAUUCUAAAAGAGAAUCUUCAAUGAAGUUCAACCACGGAACCCCGCAGCAACAAUGUCAAAUCCCCCAUGAAAGUUCGCAACCGCAAAAGAGCAAUUUUCUAUGUGACAACGCAAAGUUGAAAAAGAUUGUCGAUUCCAUGUUCAAUCAGAAACUCACCGCAGUUGAUGAAAAGCAUUUUAUAAGAUGUGAGACGUCACUUCUGCAGGAUAAGAAGAAGCCGUCCGCUAACAUAGUCAGAGAUAAAUUUGUAAGAUCAAGGGCUCUGGAGGAUCGAAAGUUCGAGGAAUCUGUGGAGAAUUCUUCCUCGACUUCCUCGGAAUUUAUCGAGAGCUCUGAUCAUAGUCAAGUAGAUUUCCGGUGUCCUUACAAAUCAACAGCGAAUAAUCGACACAAUUGCAACCAUUCUUCUCCAUCGAGUCUGCCCUCGUGGAAAAGGUGUCCGUCUUGUACGGUAUUGUUCGAGCACUCUGUUUGUCAUAAACGGGAAUCGGUCUCAUCCUCUUCUUGCACGAACAGUCACAAGCGGAGAAGGAAAACUCGAAGACGGACAAGCUCGUCGUCGACUUCAUCGACUUCUUUGGUGUCCCCGUUAAGUUUUAGACGAGGCUAUGAUUUCAACGGAGGCAACAUCGAUCGGAACACCCGUGCCUUAUUCAGAAAUAGUAAUAGGAUGUUCAGAGAAGAGACGAAUAGCAUCAGAGAACUAAGAAAUAGAUCAUACAGGGUGCUACCGAGACUCUACGAACGGGGGAAGAACAGAACGACAUACGCGGACGAACGUCACAUAACGUGGGGCGGCUUCGAGCGCGCUUAUUAGUGACCAUCUAAUCGAAGGAAGAAAACGAAUAGCUUCGUCGGUGACGCGGAGAUAGAGAUCGUAUGAUCCAAUUACUGCGAUUCUAUGCGAGUGGUUCGCUUUAGGAUAAAACGGAGAGUAGGACUACGAAUUCGACUAAACGAAUCCUCGUAAACGACUUCACGGAUAUCUUCGACAUUCCUCGAUUCUUGCUUUGACUUUUUUAUUGUAGAAGAUAAACAGUAGGUGAAGGUAAAACUGGUGAAAGAUAAAAUUCGGCGAGAUAGAAACUAAUUUGUUCUAAAUCUGCUUUAAAAUUCUCAAAAGCUCGAAUAGAAGAAACGAAUUUGCUACGGUAUGGUUUAAGGACCAUUUAGAUCUUGCUUAAUAAGGAUCUAAUGUAAUCGAAAUGUUAUACGCGGACAUUAGGAAAGAUAGAAUUGAAGCAAAGACGGUUUAAUUGUGAAUUUAACGAUGGCAACGCAAGGGACAACAGUAACGAGUGGACGUAAUUGGCAGGUACUGAGUUAGCAGUGAAACGCCGUGAAUAAAUUGGACGUGCAGGAGUGACGCGUCCCGUUGGACGCGCGUUGGAAAAUCUGAAACUCGAUUAAUACGCGUCGUGUCCGUAGGUGAAGAGUCUAUAAGUAGAAUCUUCAGCGGACACGGACGUCAGUCAUAUUCAUAUAUUAUAUUCCAAGUCGGUAGACGAAACCUUCCUUUACGCUAACGAGAUAUCCGCGAUGGUUAACACUAUGCAUACAUCACGCGUUGCCACGGUAUACAUCUUCAAUGAAAAUUUCAGCUACAAUUUGCUCGACGAAAAAGCGAUUUUCUGUUUUCGAUUAGCCGUGUACCUGUGUUCUGGUAACAGUUUCGGUUAAUAGGACGUGUACCCUGUUUGAUAACUAUAUACCUCAUUAACAUUGUAAUGCGUAUUUGUUUUUACUGAAUCUGUUACAAUAUUAACAAUACAUUUGACAAUAUUAUGAUAAUUGAUUUUAUUUAGAAAGUAGCAGAUCAACUGUAGAAAUUUUGUACAAGACUCUUUUUAUUAAUGUAUUGAAACAAAGAACUUAGGAAUUAAUUUUCCGUGAUCUAAUCUCAUGGUCAAAGUAGUUAGUAAAUAAAUUGCAAUUUAUAGGCGAAGAAAGUUAUAUAUCGUUGUAAAAAGUAACUCCGAGUUUGUUCGUUAGGUCUUGGUUUAUAUAGAAAAAUCGUGUAACGGUAAAAACGUUGAACGGUGCGUCGGUGUUUACACGACAGCAAAAUCUUCUUUUUCCUCUGUCUUCUCAUCUUAAUCUGCUCGAGAAUCUCUCUGAAUGGCAGGCUUUGUAAAGGAAACGUCGCAGCUGCGUCCCUCUCGCCUCAUAUUUUGCACGCAUUCCGAUGAAAUAAAACGAGACUAGUAAGGGUGUCGACUUCAACCGAGAAGAAAUAUUUUGAAACGGGAUGUUAAAUGAGCGAACUGUCCGACUGUCACUCCGCGUAGUACCCAGUUUCUUAGCACUUAACGAAAAUAUCAGCCAAAAUGAAUCUAUAUAUUUUCGGAGACCAUGUUACAAAUAGACUUAACGUAACACUACAACACUCUUUGCAAACGAUUUCAAAACUAUAUUUUCCAUUUUACAUUAUUUGAUAUACAGGAAAAGUGAUUCUACAAAAUUUAUUUUACAAAUAAAUUCAUUAACUUAAAAUGGAUGAUAUAACAGUACCCACGUAUAUUACAUCUUAAGGACAUAUGUAACAUCCAGUUUAUAUUAAUAUUUUAUUCGAUCAGAUAUUCAUUCACUGGAAUGAGUUCGUUUUGGAUGAAACAUGCUCUAAUCCACUCACUUUUGACAAUUGUUGGAAGCCUCUGUAACUUAUUGUCCAUUGAAUUUUUUAAUUCGGAACUGAGAGAGUUUCCGUCGGUGAAUACGUGUGUCACAGAAUCGUCGAUGAUUUCUUUAACAAUUCCUGCCAUGAAACGAAAUGCAUAUUUGGAUGUAUCUGAUGGAUUAUCAAAGUAUCCCGCUAUUUCUCUAAAUAUGGAAUAAGGUGAAAUUCCGUGGUCGAAUAACUUGCGAUCUAACUUCUUCAUUUCUCCAAGACUGAGUUCAAUAGUCUUUGCCUGAAAAAGUGGUAUUUAUACAUAUUAAUAUUAUUAUUGUCAAUUUUAUACUUCAUAUUGUAGAAUUAAAUAGGUAAAAUGAUACCUCUUCGCCCGCUUUUUCUAAUGAACGUAUCAAACUUUCUUCGGUUGCAUCCGCAAAAUAAUUAUCAUAAUAGUCGUCAUAAUAACAUGCCAGCCGACAUUUCGUCGAUUCACGGCAACUUAUUAUCUCCCAGGGAAAAAAAUCUUCUAACGAAGACCAAUUCUCUUCUUUGACAACACGCUUGAACCAUUCUAAUGUUACCACAUCAUAUUCUUCUCUUUGUAUAAUGCUCUGUGCCCGUGCCUGAAGUUCUCAAUUUCUUAAUUUAUUAACUUAACGUAACAAUUUUAUCAAAGAAAAAGAAAAAUAAAAAUUAACAUUCUUACCGUUUUAACGUUACCAACGAUAAUACAGUAAUUAUCAUUUAAUGGGUUUUUGACAAGUGUCGCUCGGUGUUGCAUAAGAACUUUUUCAAUGUGUUCUUUAGGCAAUUCGUUGUCGCCAUUUAUCACACAGAUCUUUCUACCAUCAAGAAGUCGUGUUAAAUAAACUGGGUGAUUUUCAUAAAUAUUAAGUCUUGAUGGCUUAUUAUCAAGUACUGGAAAACGUGGUUUUGCUGGUCUGUGCAUUUUUACUUCGGGAACUUCUUCUAUAUCAUCAUGGUCUACAUUCCGCUUUGUCAGCUUGUGAAUUGGUCGGGAAUCCUAAGUAGACAUAAAAUACACUAUAUGUACAAAUGUAUUGUGAAAUUGGAGAAACAUUGAUUAAAAUGCACAUACUUUAACGAAGGAUAACAAUUCUGUAGUUGUGCAAGUACUAUACCAUGGUUUGUCAUAUCUAAUCUUUAUGACUUUAGGAAACCUCAAACUGUAUCCUGUUUGAUAAUUAUUACUUCGUGUCAGCUCUGUUGCCCUUACUGUAAUAAUUAUUGAAUCUUCAGGGCAAAUCCACAAAUCUGGUGGUUCACGCUAAAAAAACAUUAAAAUAAAAGUAUCAUACUUAAACAUAUCUAUUAUUAUUAAAUUGUGAGAUCUGGAAGCAAUGAAUCACACAGAUUCAUAUAUAUAAGUACACGUGUACACAUAUAACAGAGAGUAGGAACAAAUCGUCACCAGUUGGCAUAUAUGUAUUUAUAUUAAGUAAACAUAUUUUAAAAAUUAUAUUUAAAAAUAUUUUUACCAAAUAAACUUACUCUGGGUGGAAUUACAUUCCCAGGACAUUUUUUUUUCCAUUUUUUUUCAAAUUUUUUCCAAAGAUCCUUUAAUGUUUCCAUGGAAAAACCAUUGCUUACAGAUACAACAGAUAAAAAUUUUGUUGGAUUUUCUCCUGGUAUAUUUGGUGGGGAAACCACUCCCACCAGAAAACUUUUUAUUAAAUUCAUAAAUUUUCCUUCUCCAUAAUAUCCACCAAGAAUAAUCAAGUCUACAUCGUUAACCAGGCCAUCCGAAUACUGCAAUAUUAUAUUGUAUAAAUAAAGAAACAACGAUAAUGGAUACAUAUACCUAUAGAGAAAGUACUACCUCUGCUUUUAUUUUAUAGCAACCACUACCAUCUCGUACAUUUGGUUUAUAUUUAUUGUCACAUUUUUUUACGACUAAUCCUUCUUCUUUAUUUUCCAUACUUGUAUUGAACAAUCGGCAUACAUCUUCACUUUUCACAGAAUAAUUAAAUUAUGUGCAUAAAUUGUAAUUUGAGAAAAAAGACUUUUGUGUUUUAAUCAUACCUUGUAGAAACUUCAUUAAUUUCACAUAACAUUAAAGAACCCACUUCUUCUUUAAUUGCAUCUUUUAAAAUUUUCAGCCGUUUUACAUAUGGUUCAUUGACAACCAAAGUAUCAUUGUACAUAAUGAUAUCAAAUGCAAUAAAACAUGGCUGAUGAUGACUGUUAUUUGAUAAUUUUUUAACGUCAAAAUUCAUUCCUUUCGAACCCAUCAAUUUCUUCUCUUUAUGCCAACCCAUUAAUUCACCAUCCAGGAUUAUUGAUGUACAUAAUGGAUUUAAAAGUCGACUAAAUACACUGCUCAUAAAACCUAAAGUAAUAGAACUUGCCAGAAACAUAAAUUGCAGCAGACUUUGAAUAUCUUUUAGCUAUACCUGAAGAACUGUUUUCACCAUAACCAGGAUUAUUUGUAAUGUCGUAUCCUUGUCUCGUGAAAUAUUUAUACCUGCCAUUUUUCAUAUGCAUUUGAGAUCGUUCACCAUCAUAUUUACAUUGCACAAAAUACUUUUCACCACUGACAAAAAGUUUCUUAAUAUCCUCAAUUUUACAUUUCUCCAGAAGCAUAGGUUUAAAAUGAGAAAAUACUUUGAUAUCAUGAUGAUGCCUCAAUUGAGGAUGAUAUCCUGUAUGAGGAUGGUAUAAUGUAUCACAGA
Messenger RNA from Nomia melanderi (Alkali bee), 7519 nucleotides. The record is from RefSeq and is a predicted model, not a curated record. Lineage: Eukaryota; Metazoa; Arthropoda; Insecta; Hymenoptera; Halictidae.